Penicillium angulare is the source of this 1302-nucleotide messenger RNA. RefSeq names its product serine/threonine-protein phosphatase. The coding region runs from base 1 to 1302 and encodes 433 amino acids. Gene Ontology annotation, biological process: double-strand break repair via homologous recombination; peptidyl-serine dephosphorylation. Gene Ontology annotation, molecular function: protein serine/threonine phosphatase activity. NCBI's taxonomy places the organism in Eukaryota, Fungi, Ascomycota, Eurotiomycetes, Eurotiales, Aspergillaceae. The transcript is spliced from 3 exons. Gene Ontology annotation, cellular component: cytoplasm; nucleus. The record is from RefSeq and is a predicted model, not a curated record.
AUGAGUGACCUAGAUCGGGCGAUCGAGCAGCUGCGGGCCUGCCGCCUGAUCCCCGAAUCGCAAGUCCGCGAGCUCUGUUACAAGGCGCGCGAGCUCCUAAUCGAAGAAGGCAAUGUCGUCUCCGUAGACGCCCCAGUCACAAUCUGCGGCGAUAUUCAUGGCCAAUUUCACGAUUUGAUGGAACUCUUCCGCGUCGGCGGCGAUGUACCCGACACAAAUUACCUGUUCAUGGGCGACUUCGUCGACCGCGGCUUCUAUUCACUUGAAUCCUUCCUCCUUCUCCUCUGUCUCAAAGUGCGAUAUCCAGAUCGCAUAACCCUUAUCCGCGGAAACCAUGAGUCGCGCCAGAUCACCACCGUCUACGGCUUCUACGAUGAGUGUAUCCGCAAGUAUGGCAGCGCUAACGUCUGGCGCUACUGCUGCGAAGUGUUCGAUUAUUUGGCGCUGGGUGCGAUCGUCCUCGGCGCCAGCUCUGAACUGGAACCGACUGGUCCUUCUUUGUCCGAAACUACACAUUCUACGAUGUCGUUUGAUGACGGCGAGCUGAAGACGGAGGUGCUUAACUCCCAUGGAGAGGUUACCAUGAGCAGCUAUCGUCCGCGUAUGCGUUCUUCUUCCGAUACUUCCACAGACUCACGCAUCUCCCCACCGCGUGAUAUAUCUGCUGGUCCGAGUCAAACGGGUCCCCCGGCACGUACUGGAGCUCCAGGAACCGGUGCAAGUGGAGAUGGGAACGGUAGUUUGGGCAAUAGUCGCACGGGUGCUGUUCUCUGUGUACACGGCGGAUUAUCGCCACUCAUCGAUUCUGUAGACAAGAUUCGCUUGAUAGACAGGAAACAAGAGGUUCCGCAUGAAGGUGCCAUGUGUGAUCUCCUUUGGUCAGACCCCGACGAGAUCGAAGGGUGGGGGCUGAGUCCCCGUGGCGCCGGAUUCCUUUUCGGCGGCGAUAUAGUGAAACAGUUCAACCAUCUCAAUGGCUUGUCUUUGGUUGCAAGAGCUCACCAGCUUGUUAUGGAGGGCUACAAGGAGAUGUUCGAUGGUGGCAUUGUCACUGUGUGGUCUGCUCCGAACUACUGUUACCGCUGUGGUAAUGUUGCUGCCAUAUUGGAGCUGGGCGAAGACGCCAGCAACGGCGGAACAAUUGCACGCAGUAACGGAGAAUAUGGCCGGAGCAACGGGGUUAUGGGUGCUGAUAUGACUACUGUUGUUAGUCCUGGGAGAAGAUACCGCGUUUUCGAGGCCGCGGCCCAGGAUACAAGGGGUAUGCCUGCGAAAAAGCCCGUCGCUGAUUAUUUCCUGUGA